CAGUGAACGCUCAAUAAUUCCUGCUUUGGUGCGCGUGGAAGGAAACAGAAAACAAUGAGUGGCCAAUGGGUCGGCUAAAAGUAGGACACUUACAGGGACCACCGUACCAUUAUGUUAAUUCUUGCCUGCGCCCUGUCUCCUUCUCCGCCCACCUCGCCCUCUGCUUUUUCUAACCCAUGUCCCUCUGUAACACGCCCACAAAAGAAACUUCUACUUAUACUCCCAAUUUAAGAACAAGCCCACAUCACUUAAACCCUAAAACUCUGAUCUUUUCUCUCCCAAAGACGACUUUUUGUUUUUUUGGCUUCUUCAACUUUAUUGUGCCAUUUUUGUUUGAUUUGUUGUUGUUUGGAUAUUUGAUUACAUGGAGCUUCAACUUGGUCUCGCUCUUCCAAGCACAGCUGUCAAGGGUUUCGACCUCAAUACUAAUGUUUACGAGCCUAGGGAGAAUAUGGCCUCCCACGCAUCAUUCAACAUCUUUGGUUUUACUAAUGAUGUUUGCAGCAAUGACAAAAAACGUAGCUUUGAUAAGGCUUUUGAAAACGACAAAACGGUGACACCAACACUGCCUCUAUUGCAUUGGAACAACCACCCCAACGACCUCCAAAACAGUUCUUCUUUUGUCAGGAUGGCUGAGGAAGAUGGUGUAGUGGGGUGGCCACCCAUUAAGACCUGGAGAAAGAAAAUAUGCAACAAAGAUCAAGGAGGCCGAGCCAAGCCCAAGAUGAAAAAUAUUGGCUUUGGCAGUGGCAGGGGACAAUCAAAUUCUAACUCCAUGUAUGUGAAAGUGAAGAUGGAGGGAAUGGCCAUAGCUAGGAAAAUUGACCUAAGCCUCCACCAUUCUUUUGAAACCCUAAAAACCACCUUGAUCAGCAUGUUUAGCUUCUGGCAUGAGGAUUCCAACAAUUACAAAGUCACGUAUCAGGAUAACAAAGGAGAUUGGCUGGUUGCUCAAGAUGUACCUUGGAGAACUUUCAUUCAUACAGUGCAACGCCUUAAGCUGUUUAAGAUCAGCGAGUGAUUGAUAAUUGAUUUAUGGGUCUUCAUCAGCUACGCACUUUUAGUUGAAUCUCAAUAGAACCCAUCUGGGUUUUUGGGUCUAAGCUUUAAACGACUAUGUAUUUUGUAGUUUCUAUAGUGCUCAAUUAUUAGCUCUUUUAGUCUGUAACUUUUGGAUGAAGAAAACAUGACUUUCGUAUCAGAGUUUGAUUUGAUAAAUCAGUCUGCAAUCAUUUUCAUUCUUAGCAGGUGUUCCAUCACUGAACAUUAUUUUAUAAAAAAGCUCAGUUAUGAAUGAUAAGAUCGAGAAGCAGUGACAGGAUUGGGAAAAAUCAGUGAGUUGCAGUUUCGCCGCGUUGGUCUUUCUGAAGCUUGGACCAGAAGGCAAUUAGAAUGCUACCCUUCUCAUUAGAAUUUGUUGUUGUUGGGCCUUCGGCCUUUCUAGUGCCCUAAUGUGGUUGUGAACAUUGGGCCCCCCUCUUUUUAAUAUAAUUUUAUCUCAAAUAAAAUCACUAUAAAAGUUUUAAAAAUAA
Mangifera indica (mango) is the source of this 1532-nucleotide messenger RNA. RefSeq names its product auxin-responsive protein IAA29. The record is from RefSeq and is a predicted model, not a curated record. Gene Ontology annotation, cellular component: nucleus. Lineage: Eukaryota; Viridiplantae; Streptophyta; Magnoliopsida; Sapindales; Anacardiaceae. Gene Ontology annotation, molecular function: protein binding. The coding region runs from base 365 to 1021 and encodes 218 amino acids. The transcript has 3 exons. Gene Ontology annotation, biological process: regulation of DNA-templated transcription.